Molecule: messenger RNA, 402 nt
Organism: Fusarium oxysporum Fo47
Lineage: Eukaryota; Fungi; Ascomycota; Sordariomycetes; Hypocreales; Nectriaceae
Exons: 2
Coding region: 52-261 (69 amino acids)
Source: RefSeq, a predicted model, not a curated record
CUGAAACCACCUGUUUAACAAACAAACAAACGCUGAUUUAUUCUCGCCAUCAUGAAGCUCAUUUACACCGCCCUCUUCGCUCUCGCUUCCACUGCUGUCAACGCCUGUGACAGUACCCUUUGCGAGGGAGCUAGUGUUCUUCGAGUUGUUCCUUGUACCAAGGAGUGCAUGGGACGACCUUGCCACCUUUAUGAAUGCCCCGACAGCCCAUACACAUACAUCUGCGGAAAGGACAGGACCAAGUGUGAUGAGAUUUGGUAAAUCGCAUGUAGAAAAGAUGGUGCAUGGGGAUGCUUGUUUGGGGAAUUGCCCUUGGAAAGAACAGAAUGAUUCAAGUCUAGAAUAUGGGGUCCUGUAGACUAACUCUUAGUCGUUCUUUAUAUCGUGAUCACGAGAACUUUA